This is a messenger RNA of Carica papaya (papaya), 2291 nucleotides long. The record is from RefSeq and is a predicted model, not a curated record. Lineage: Eukaryota; Viridiplantae; Streptophyta; Magnoliopsida; Brassicales; Caricaceae.
CUUUUGCCAGAACUCAGAGCAGUUUCUUGAAAACUUGCUUUGGAUAUAAAUAAUGCUUUUCUAAGUCAAGCAGAUGGCAAAUUUUUUAUAUGCUUUCAAGCGACUCCAAUUGUUCUCUUGGAAUUGCCAUUUACAGAAAAUUGUGUUGGGCUGGAUUCAGGCGGGUGCAGACGGGUCUUCCAUCCCUACUCUUACUUCGGCGUUAUAGCUCAAACAAGCUUGCAGUGUUUGGGGUAUUCAAACAAGAAAUGCUCUCAAAGAAUCAAAUUUUCAAGCUUUUUUCACAUUCCACUCCUAGAAGAUUCAACCCACUGCCUUUCUUUGUAUCCACUGUUACAGAUGUACGCACCACGAACUGCUCAUCAACCAUCCCUGACUCGCUUGACCCCACUGAGUCACCCGAUCUUCCGGGUUGGCUCAUAGCAUCUGACGCUCGGAAUCCCUCUGCACCCUCUGAUUCUGAUGAAGAUUUUGUUAUUCCUCCACUUGCCAGUUGGGUUAUGAACCAAAAGCUUGAUGUGAAUGGCGACAAAAUUGCCUUGCAUUCCCUCAAUGAGAAACCCGACACUGAUAUUGAUAGAAUCUGUGGGAUACUCAAUAAAGGGUGCUCAUCUCCUGAAAUUGUUGUUGAGGCUCUAAAUCGUGGAGUAAAUGGAUCAACCGAUUUGGUUUCCCAGGUUUUGAGGAGAUAUAGUAAUGAAUGGAUCCCGGCUUUUGGGGUCUUCACUUGGGCAAAAUCUCGAGCAGGUUAUAGACACUCACCAGACACAUGUAACAUCAUGGUUGAUAUAUUAGGAAAGUCAAAGAAGUUUAAGUUAAUGUGGGAUUUAGUUGAGGAAAUGAAUCAGUCAAGUGAGUAUGUCUCACUUGAUACCAUGACUAAGGUAAUGAGAAGAUUAGCAAGGGCAGGUCAGUACGCUGAUGCCAUGGAGGCUUUUAGGGGACUAGAAAGAUUUGGUGUGAGCAAGGACACUAUGGCAAUGAAUGCAGUUAUGGAUGCAUUGGUGAAGGAGAAUAGCGUUGAGCAUGCUAAUGAAGUUUUUGUUGAAUUCAAGGAUUGUAUACCAUGUGAUUCUCAUACUUUCAAUAUUUUAAUACAUGGUUAUUGCAAAGCCAGGAAAUUAGAAGAAGCUUGGAAGAUUAUGAAUGAGAUGGAAAAGUAUGGAGUUUGCCCUGAUGUGGUUUCUUAUACUUGUUUUAUUGAAUCUCACUGCAAAGAGAAGGAUUUUCGCAAAGCUUAUGCAAUUUUGGGAGAAAUGCAAGAAAAGGGUUGCCAGCCCAAUGUCAUAACCUAUACCAUUAUUAUGCAUGCUCUAGGAAAAGCAAGGCAAAUCAAUGAAGCAGUGGAAAUUUAUGAGAAGAUGAAACAGAAUGGUUGUUUGCCUGAUUCUUCAUUUUAUAGCUCAUUGAUAUUUAUUUUAAGUAAGGCUGGUAGGCUUAAGGAUGCAAGUCAAGUGUUUGAUGACAUGACAAAGCAGGGAUUACUGCGAGAUGUUUUGACAUAUAACACUAUGAUUUCUUCUGCUUGUAGUCAUUCUCAGGAAGAAAUUGGUUUAAAGUUACUUGGGCAGAUGGAGGAAGAGAGGUGUAGACCAAGCCUUGAGACUUAUGCACCUUUGUUGAAGAUUUGCUGCAAGAAGAAGAGAAUGAAGGUUCUUAGCUUCUUGUUAAACCACAUGUUUAAGAAUGAUGUGAGUAUUGAUGCUGGAACAUAUGCUCUUUUGGUUCGUGGGCUUUGCAACAGUGGGAAACUUGAGCAAGCUUGCUUGUUUUUUGAAGUGAUUGUGUUGAAGGGAAUGGUUCCUAAAGAUUGCACAUACAAGAUGUUGGUGAAGAAGCUUGAAGGGAAGGGUAUGACAGACGCCAAAGAAAGGAUUGAAAAGUUAAUGGCACAGUCAAAAGAGACGAAGGAUCCCUAAGUAUGUUCCAAAUGGUUCUCUUAGGACUGGUCCCGUUGCUUUGUGUCAGUACCUUUGCUUCUAGGCUCAUCAACAUGAUCAUGAUUGUUACUAUAGUACUCCUGAAACUUCUUUUAAAAAAAAAAUUUUCCUUAUAAUUGAGUUGAAAAUUUUUUAAAUUUGAUCUAAAAGAAAAUUUUAACUUCAGCUUCAAAAUUUUAUAUAUCCCAAGUUUUCUUUGUUUUGAAAUAUCUCUGUACCAUUAUCUCUCCUAAUUUCUUUUUUGGUUUACAUCUCCUGCGGGUAUAUAUAAUAUAAAUGAGAUGUAAGGAAAAAAGAAUGUAACGACUGUGUAUUUGGAGACACACAGAGAUACAACAGCUUCUUUUGUUU